CAUAAAUUUUCCAGCUUCUUUUUUCAUGGGUUUUCUUAUGAUAUGCCUAUGCAGUCAUCUUAUAAAAUCUCAGCCCACCAUUAUUCCCCUUUCGAAAUCGGUUAAAUUCAUUUUGGAAGACUUUGAAGCUAAACCAGACGGUGUCUUCAUCAAGGAAUUCCAACGCAUAUCGCCCGAUGACAAUAUCUAUAAUUGUGUCAUAGGCAAGCAUAUUAAAAAUUUCUACAUUGAUGUCAUAAUAAAUCAAAUCGACAGAGACCGUGAGGUUUACAAACUCAAUAACAUGGAGGGCUGCAUCUUCCUUUCGAAUACCCUCUUUAAUCGUGUCUUCCAUGGCUUUUAUGAAAAUCUGGUGGUUAAUCGCAGUGAUCCCAUGAAAUGUCCCAUCAAAGUGGGUUCGUAUUUGUUUCGCAAUGCCUUCAAUAAGAAUGCCUUGCCCCAAAUUCAUCCCAAAGGGAAUUUCUCCAUUGAUUUGCUUUUGAAAGCGAAUACCUUUGAUGAGGUCAUGCUGAAUUUGAAAUGGUCAUAUCGUUUGGUCAAAGCCUAAAAGAAGGAAUCAAAAUGAGAAAAAAAAACCAAAACAAAAAGGUUUUCAAUGUAUUGUAGUUUUUGUGUAUGUGUACAUGCACGUGUGCCUGUAUUGUUGUAUGUUUGUGUAUUUGUAUUCAAUGGUAAAUAAAGGCUUGUGGAUAAGUAA
Messenger RNA from Stomoxys calcitrans (stable fly), 697 nucleotides. RefSeq lists its product as uncharacterized. The coding region runs from base 26 to 547 and encodes 173 amino acids. The transcript is spliced from 2 exons. The record is from RefSeq and is a predicted model, not a curated record. Lineage: Eukaryota; Metazoa; Arthropoda; Insecta; Diptera; Muscidae.